Molecule: messenger RNA, 2969 nt
Organism: Cavia porcellus (domestic guinea pig)
Lineage: Eukaryota; Metazoa; Chordata; Mammalia; Rodentia; Caviidae
Gene: Inpp5e
Product: inositol polyphosphate-5-phosphatase E
Exons: 10
Coding region: 275-2281 (668 amino acids)
Biological process (GO): phosphatidylinositol dephosphorylation
Cellular component (GO): Golgi apparatus; axoneme; nucleus
Molecular function (GO): phosphatidylinositol-4,5-bisphosphate 5-phosphatase activity; inositol-polyphosphate 5-phosphatase activity
Source: RefSeq, a predicted model, not a curated record
CGCGGUCUUCCAGCCGCCAGGCGCCGCUGUGCACGGAGCGGGUAUCCUCUGGGCGGCCCGGCGUGGGCACGUUCGUUGCUCGGGGCGCCGUGUCCACGCUGACCCUGCUCUCGGCCGGAGGGGUAAGGCCCCGAGAGCGGGCUCAGGGCUCGCGGGGACCGGGACCCAGGAUGCGGUCUCCGGGACCCGAGAGCGCCUUCCACGACCUCUGAUCGUGCCUCCCUGAUUUGGCUUUCUUUGGGCGGCUGCUUCCCCAAGGCUAGGUCCGUGGACCAUGCGGUCCAAGGCCGUGUGUCUGCGUCACACCACGGCUCCCGGGCAACUGGAGGCUGGGAUGCUCAAAGGGCAGCUUCCCACCCCAGCCCAGGAACUGUGCCCGGGGACUCUGCCUGGUGCCUGCUAUGAGGCCCCCGAGGACGGCCCCACUCUCCCCCGCAGCGAUCGCUCCAAAGUGGACAGCGAAACCUCGCCGGCCACCGCGGCGGAGCCCCUCAUCCCACACCCCCCAGCGCGGCCCAGGCUGGAGCGAGCCCUGUCUCUCGAUGACAGGGGCUGGAGGAGGAGGCGCUUCCGAAGCAGCCAGGAGGACCUGGCCUCCCGAGACGGGGCUGGCCCCAGCGAGGGCUCCAUGCAGAAUGCACCCUGCAAGGCUCCCGGCCGGCGUUCCCCGCUGCCCUGCCUGAGCACGUCCUUGCAGGAGAUCCCCAAGCCCCGAUGGGCCUCGGGCAGCGCGGGAGGCAGCCCGACCUCCUGGGGCGACCGGCUCUCUGGCAUGGUCAGCACCUCCUUGGAUCUCCUGCACAAGGAGGCCACUCUGGCUGGGGGCUCCCCCAGGCUAGCAAGCCUGCACACCCCACGCCCACCAUCCUCAGAACCUGCUAUGGCCUCCGACACCCUGAGGACUGCAAGCCGGUUGGACUCAGAGCAGGGCGACCGCAAGCAGGGCACACCAACUAGGCUGGUCCGCACCCACAGCAGCCUGGGCCCUGGCCGGCCCCGGAGUCCUCUCACCUGUGAUGACCACUCGCUGCACUCAGCCAGGUCCUCCUUCAGCCUACUGGCCCCCAUCCGCACCAAGGAUGUCCGUAGCAGGAGCUACCUGGAGGGCAGCCUGCUGGCCAGCGGGGCCCUGCUGGGCGCGGAGGAGCUGGCCCAGUACUUCCCCGACCGCAGCAUGGCACUCUUUGUGGCCACCUGGAACAUGCAGGGCCAGAAGGAGCUGCCACCCAGCCUGGACGAGCUGCUGCUGCCCCCUGAGGCUGACUAUACCCAGGACCUGUAUGUCAUUGGCGUGCAGGAGGGCUGCUCUGACAGGCGGGAGUGGGAGACCAGGCUGCAAGAGACGCUGGGCCCGCGCUAUGUGCUGCUGUCCUCGGCGGCCCAUGGCGUGCUGUACCUGUCCCUGUUCAUCCGCAGGGACCUCAUCUGGUUCUGCUCAGAGGUAGAGUGCGCCACGGUGACCACACGGAUCGUGUCCCAGAUCAAGACCAAGGGUGCCCUGGGCGCUGGCUUUACCUUCUUCGGCACCUCCUUUCUGUUCAUCACCUCUCACUUCACCUCUGGAGACGGGAAGGUGGCAGAGCGGCUGCUGGACUACACCAGGACUGUCCAGGCCCUGGCACUGCCCAGGAACGUGCCAGACACCAACCCCUACCGCUCUAGUACGGCGGAUGUCACCACCCGCUUCGAUGAAGUCUUCUGGUUUGGAGAUUUCAACUUCCGCCUGGGCGGAGGGCGCGCAGCGGUAGAGGCCGCCCUGAGGCAGGAGAGGGAGGUGGCUGUGCGGGCACUGCUGCAGCAGGACCAGCUCACGCGGGAGAUGAAGCAGGGUGAGUGGUGGGUACGGCGGGCACAGCGGGCACCAGGGCUGCGGGCUGAGCGUGGCACCCUCGCAGGGUCCAUCUUCAGGGGCUUCCAGGAGCCGGACAUUGUCUUCCUGCCAUCCUACAAGUUUGACCUCGGGAAGGACACCUACGACAGCACCUCCAAGCAAAGGACGCCCUCCUACACGGACCGGGUGUUAUACAGAAGCCGCCACAAGGGGGACAUCCACCCAGUGACCUACUCCUCCUGCCCCGGGAUCAGGACUUCUGACCACCGCCCUGUGUAUGGCCUGUUUCGGGUGCGGGUGAGGCCAGGACGAGACAACAUCCCACUGGCUGCUGGCAAGUUUGACCGAGAGCUGUACCUGGUGGGGAUUAAAAGGCGGAUUUCGAAGGAAAUCCAGAGGCAGCAGGCGCUUAAGAACCAGAGCGCCAGUGCUAUCUGUAGUGUGUCUUGAUGGCAUCAAGGACGACUCACUGUCACCUGCAACUCAGGACAUUUGGCCUGGAGUCACUGGAGGAGAGGGGUCUGCCCCUCCGGCGUCCUGCUGUUUGGGCCCUGUGAAGGGCUACAGGGCAGCCCUGGUUCUUGCCAGAAAAACCCCAGGACAACAGCAGAUCUGGCGCCCCACGCCCACUGGUGUCCCUGUGCCCCUCCCCCACAGCACAGGGCUUUGCUCUUGAGUGUCUGAGUCGCAGCCCCACACAGGGCAGACAUCCUGCAGGCUCCCCCUCCACUUCCUGUGCUCACCCUACGCCCACACCACACAGGCCAUAGCUGGUAUCCUCCAGGCCUGACCCUAGGUACCCAAAACCUGCAGAGGCCAAGGCAGUGUUAGAGGGCACAAUCUGACCCUCCCAGGGGACACGGUCAUCCCCAUCACUUCCCCAGCCAAGGCAGGACCAGUUCCCCACCCCCUUUGCCACAGAACUAGUCUUAUUCAGUGACCUCAGCCACAGCUGGUGUCAACAGCAGUGUCUCUAUCUGGGACACAGCCCAGCAGCCCCACCUUGUGGUUCCUGUCCGUCAACAUCUCCGGAGAAGCCACGACAGACAUGCCAAUGGAGAGGGACCUAGGGACAUCCGCUCCAGCCUAUUUAUUUUUUCAUAUUUGUAUUUUUAAAUAAAUGCAUAGAUUGAAUCUC